CGGAAAUCCUAUUUGAGAAUCCUGGUAUCUCUGCAGCCGAUAUUGUUUUUCUGUACUUUGAUAAGUUUUGGUUGAAAUCACCGAAAGAGCGUGUAAAACAAAGGUGACAGGUGCAAUCGAUAUCUGAUCUCCACUCUAUGGAUUUGACUCAGCUUCUAUCAUGGGCCUGCAUCGUGUUCACAGUCGGGAUGUUCUCGACAGGACUGACCGACCUGAAGAAAAUGCGAGAAUCCAAAAGUGCAGACAACAUCCAGUUUCUCCCCUUUCUCACCACGUGUCUGAAUAACCUGGGCUGGCUGUUUUACGGCACUCUGAAGAGGGAUCACACCAUUGUCGUAGUGAAUGUCAUCGGAGCUCUUCUCCAAAUCCUCUACAUUGUCAUGUAUUUCCUCUACACUAAACAGAAGCGACUUGUGGUGCUUCAGACUCUGGCAGCAGCAGCAGUGUUGGUCUGUGGAUGGUUAUACUUCACUACCGUUCUAACAGAGGGAGAGGCUCGACUCAAUCAGCUCGGUCUCACCUGCAGCGUGGUCACCGUCAGCAUGUACCUGUCUCCGCUCACAGACCUGGUCAAUAUAUCACACCUACCAUUAAACAUAGUGGUGGUAAUGAUAUGGUCUGGAGCUGCUGGAGGACCUAGAUCUUGUACCAUAAAACAUAGAACCAUGAAUUCUGCUUUCUAGCAGAAAAUCCAGAAGGAGAGUGCCCAGCCAUCAGUUUGUGAUCUUUUGGGAGCAAUUGCAGUUUUAACAUGUUAGAAACUCCCCUGUCGUUCCCCCCCACCCCCAUUUUGAUAAAUAAAUAAUUGAAAACUCCCAUUUUUUUCUCAGCUUAGGCUUGUCUGCAUCUAUGUAUUUAAUAUCUAAAAAGCAUAAAGAGAAGAAAAUUGUAAGGGUGGAAAUGUUGGUAUCUUUUGUAACAUUACCAUCUACUUAAUGCUUAAACAAUGUUAACUUACUGCUUAUUUGAGUGAUGAUUUAAUUCUAAAUUUCAAGGUAAAGAUGUACUUUAACAAAAAAUGUUUUUAGGCUAUAUAUUUUUAAUAAAGAAAAUUGACUCUAUAAACCUCUUAAAACAUUUGUCACAGUCAAUUGUUCUAUUCCUCAAUGAGCACCAGCCAGUCGCAGCUAAGUUCAUAUCCUUGAACUCAAAUCAGACCCUAUGUGCAUCUACAGAUUUGAAGGAAUACAUAUCUUGCUCUUUUUCUUUUUCCUUUCGUCACUUCUCAUAAUGUUGUAGUUCUGUCUUCCAUCCUGUUUGUUUCCUUCCAUCCAUCUGCGUCGAGCUCUGAAAUGACCCCCAGUCAGUUUCCUGCCUUUCAUUCCUCUCUGUUUUCCUGUUGUGCUGAUUCUCCUCUGCUUUGGUGCUUCGUCCACUUGGUAACGUUCUGUUUUUUCCUGACACUCUGCACUGAAAAUACUAACACCAAACUUUUCUUUCAACCUAACCCUCACUAAUCCUAAGAUUACACAACAACACAAAAACAUCAAACAGACAGGAAAUUUCACAAGCAAACUUUUGUUUAGCCUUUGUAAUUGUAAGUUAUGAUGUAACCCACCCUGUAAAUUGGUUACUGAGACUUUAAAUGUAGAUAAAAUCACACAAAUAGACAAGGAUUAGGGUUUAUUGUAAGCAGACAAUUCAACUAGUUUCAGCCAUUUCUUUGAUUCAUUCAAAAGACUUUAAAAGGGAUAAUUAGAAGUAAAAGUAAAGGAGACUACAUGUUACAGCCCUGCAGGUUACUUGAAGACGCACAUAAGAGAGAAAAAUAAAACUAAUUUACCAAAACAUUCUUGCAUUUUAAAAUGUUUUUAGAAAGAAAGCACUAGAAACUGUUGACAGUUGUCUUUUUUUUUUCUUUUUUAUGUUGACUUGAACCACAAUUGUAGGAAUGUUUCACAUGCUGUUGAAUCCUUGCCAACAGGAAUUCGUGCAGACAUGAAGGCAAAGGAUGAAACAUUGUACCAGCUGUUGUGAUCUUAUAGCGGACUAUGACUAAAAAGCCUGAAAAGUACUUUGUCAUUAGUUGUUAAGGCAGGUUAAUAACCUUCCCCCUGGUGUGUUUGAAUUAGCACAGGAGAGUAUAAAACCCCCAAAACUACAACCACAGGUGGUAGAAUAGCCAAAUAUUGUCCUCAAAAGUAGCACUACUUCACUAUAUUUUUACUCAAGAAGUCAAAUGUCGUCAUGCCAAAAAAAAUCUCAAGUAAGUAGUUGAGUUUAAUCUGACUUAAUUUAUGAAAACUGUGUAAUCAUACAGACAAGAUAUAAAAUUCUGUUCAUGAACAUGUAUGUUAUCAUAUAUGCAAGUGAAACAUAUUACAUUUUGAAGUUGGUGUUCCUUCGACUUUCACACUUGCAAUUCAAACUCGGACACACCUUUCUAUAAAUUUGUCUUUCAUCUAUAUUUUUGGAAAUUUAAUCUUUCAAACAACCAGACUGCAUGAUUAAAUUCCAUCCUUCUACCAGUCAGCAGUAGCUCUAAGUCUUGUGACCAAGCAGUUUUAGAAUAAAGAUCUUAAAAUGGUGGUAAUAGAAAAACCAUAUUACCAACUUUCACUGGCAUAGAUAUAAAAUUUGCCUCUGUUGUUUCCAU
This is a messenger RNA of Xiphophorus maculatus (southern platyfish), 2596 nucleotides long. RefSeq names its product solute carrier family 50 member 1 (gene slc50a1). Lineage: Eukaryota; Metazoa; Chordata; Actinopteri; Cyprinodontiformes; Poeciliidae. Gene Ontology annotation, biological process: carbohydrate transport. Gene Ontology annotation, molecular function: sugar transmembrane transporter activity. Gene Ontology annotation, cellular component: membrane. The record is from RefSeq and is a predicted model, not a curated record. The coding region runs from base 138 to 683 and encodes 181 amino acids. The transcript is spliced from 5 exons.